This is a messenger RNA of Periconia digitata, 1253 nucleotides long. NCBI's taxonomy places the organism in Eukaryota, Fungi, Ascomycota, Dothideomycetes, Pleosporales, Periconiaceae. The record is from the annotation of a GenBank genome assembly.
UUCCAUGUACCAGCUAGUCUACUCCUGCGUAUCUGGAUCCCAGAAUGUGAGCAUGAAGGCUGCCCAAUGAAUAUGGCUUGCUCCACCAAAAGCCACUCUUCACUAGGUUGCUUAUCUGACUGAACUAAGGCUUGUUCGCUAAUUGCGACAUCCAAUGAGAUAUAUUGAUACCUUGUAUUGUUCAACAACCAGUUGUUUUCAAGAGAUCCACUUGAGUUAUGGUUGUUGUUCUGUAUGCCCACACAAAAAAAACCAGCUCUAGUUGCACACCAUUCCAGAAGAUCGGAGGGUUUACAAACGGAUUGUACUCCGUACGAGCCCAUCCCGGUAGCGAAUUGGAGGACGUUUGUCCGCAUACAAUAAUACCCAUCAGUCGGACAGAGAAACGUCCGGCAGAUUGGAACCAACAUAGGAUGGACUUCAACUUCGCCGUCCUCAUUGCGGCGCAGGAAACAGCCUACCUGGUCUUGCUCCGCAGAGGACGUGGACCUCCGUUGCCGAUAUCCGAUGAUUUCAUAUUAAUCGUUUGUGUGUGUGUGUGUGUGCUCCGAGGAUGGGAAGGUCUCUGCAUGUACCUAAGCCUGAGGAAUUUUUCCCCCACUGAGUCGGUCGUGGUCGGACUUCCGGCUGUGACAGCACCAAUGAGAUGCAUCAGGUUAUCUACCAUCCGUGAAUCAAAGGACGUCGUGCCACCGCACCUCCUCCUUCUGCCUAAAGAUGCUUGGUAGCAGCUGAGGCGUCGGUGACGGAUCUGCGACAAUGUGGCUUUGCUCCUGUUUGCUUUUCCCUUCCAACAUGACCCUAUUCGGAGGCCGUGUUUUGAGUUGCGUACUACCAGCAGCCAUCGCGUGUGCUGCUGCUGCAUGCGAAUGUCACUGGCCGGAAGAAUAAAAAUCUCCUUUGGUGUGAAACAGCAUAGUAUGUUUGAUGGGAACGGGAAGAAAUGUCACAAUGGCUAUAAGACGGGAUACGUUUGUUAGACAUUGAUAUUACCUGCAGGUACCAUGAUCAGUGACAGACAGACCACGCGAUGACAGCUAAGCUACGGUUGUCUUUCAGCAUGCUUCAGUCCUGGGCGGAUGCGCUGCCACGUUCUGUCUUGGAGAUGAUGGGAAAACUCUUGGGCGCCCGCAAAGGCGUAAGGCCCCAUCUCGCCAUGUUCGGGCCUGCACAAAAGAGGAUAAAGAGAACGGAGCGCAUUGUAGUAUCCAAUCUCGUCAAAGCGUGCGAGUGCAUUCGCCUGUACGCGGUAC